CGGGCCUGGAAGAUGGCGGCGAGCACCGCGAGCGGCUUGGCCCGGCAGUAGCGGUGGCACGGACUCGCCACGGGGCCGCCGCCCCCGGAGUGGCAGCAGCGGCGGCGGGACUCGAGGAUGGUAAAAUGACGCAGGGGUAGAAGAAGAAACGGGCUGCGAACCGCAGUAUCAUGCUGGCCAAGAAGACCAUCAUUAAGGACGGAGGCACGCCUCAAGGAAUAGGCUCUCCCAGUGUGUACCACCCGGUCAUCGUCAUCUUUUUGGAGUUUUUUGCUUGGGGAUUACUGACGGCACCCACGUUGGUGGUGUUACAUGAAACCUUCCCUAAACAUACGUUUCUGAUGAAUGGCCUGAUUCAAGGAGUCAAGGGUCUGCUGUCCUUCCUCAGUGCCCCGCUCAUUGGUGCUCUUUCUGACGUCUGGGGCCGGAAGUCCUUCUUGCUGCUGACAGUGUUUUUCACCUGCGCCCCAAUCCCUUCAAUGAAGAUCAGCCCGUGGUGGUACUUUGCCGUCAUCUCUGUGUCUGGGGUGUUUGCAGUGACGUUCUCCGUGGUGUUCGCAUACGUGGCGGACAUAACCCAAGAGCAUGAAAGAAGCAUGGCCUAUGGACAGGUCUCCGCCACGUUCGCCGCGAGCUUGGUGAUCAGCCCUGCCAUCGGCGCAUACCUGGGCCGGGUGUAUGGGGACAGCCUGGUGGUGGUCCUGGCGACGGCGAUCGCGCUGCUGGACAUCUGCUUCAUCCUGGUGGCUGUGCCCGAGUCUCUGCCUGAGAAGAUGCGGUCCGCGUCCUGGGGGGCACCCAUCUCCUGGGAGCAGGCCGACCCCUUCGCGUCCCUGAAGAAGGUGGGCCAGGACGCCAUCGUGCUGCUCAUCUGCAUCACCGUGUUCCUCUCCUACCUCCCGGAGGCGGGCCAGUACUCCAGCUUCUUCCUGUACCUCAGGCAGAUAAUGAAGUUUUCACCAGAAAGUGUGGCGGCCUUUAUCGCGGUCCUCGGCAUCCUCUCCAUCAUUGCACAGACCAUAGUCUUGAGUUUACUCAUGAGAUCCAUUAGAAAUAAGAACACCAUUUUGUUGGGCCUGGGAUUUCAGAUCUUACAGCUGGCGUGGUAUGGCUUCGGUUCAGAACCUUGGCUGAUGUGGGCCGCAGGGGCCGUGGCCGCCAUGUCCAGUAUCACCUUUCCUGCCGUCAGCGCACUCGAGUCCCGAACUGCUGAUGCCGACCAACAAGGUGUUGUUCAAGGGAUGAUAACAGGAAUUCGGGGGCUGUGCAACGGUCUGGGACCGGCUCUCUAUGGGUUCAUUUUCUACAUAUUCCACGUGGAACUGAAAGAGCUGCCAAUGACAGGAACGGACUUGGGGACAAACACCAGCCCACAGCACCACUUUGAACAGAACUCCAUCAUCCCCGGCCCGCCAUUCCUCUUUGGAGCCUGUUCGGUGCUGCUGGCUCUGCUGGUGGCCUUGUUUAUCCCGGAACACACCAACCUAAGCCUGCGGUCCAGCAAUUGGAGGAAGCACUGUGGUGGCCACAGCCACCCUCAUAGCGCACAGGCGCCAGGAGAAGCCAAAGAACCCUUACUCCAGGACAUGAACGUGUGAGCGUGCUGCCGCGGCCAGGGAGCCUUCUCCAGCUGCACCAGGCUGACUGCGCCUGAGUGCUGAUGUACAUACAUUCCACGUCACCUCCACACUCUAAGGGUGUCUUAAGGAACGGAUCUGCAUGGACUCCGGGGAACUAAAGAAAGAACUGGACAGUUUUCCAAAGAUGUUACAAUUUCUUUUGAAAAGAAACCUUUUGUUUAACCGCACCACUUCCUUGCCACCAAGCUGUUUAUUAUAUAUGUCCUUUCAUUAAAGCUCUAUCUGUGACUUCU
Molecule: messenger RNA, 1873 nt
Organism: Myotis daubentonii (Daubenton's bat)
Lineage: Eukaryota; Metazoa; Chordata; Mammalia; Chiroptera; Vespertilionidae
Product: hippocampus abundant transcript 1 protein-like
Exons: 1
Coding region: 171-1598 (475 amino acids)
Source: RefSeq, a predicted model, not a curated record